Messenger RNA from Pomacea canaliculata, 19014 nucleotides. RefSeq names its product protocadherin Fat 1-like. Gene Ontology annotation, cellular component: plasma membrane. Gene Ontology annotation, molecular function: calcium ion binding. The record is from RefSeq and is a predicted model, not a curated record. NCBI's taxonomy places the organism in Eukaryota, Metazoa, Mollusca, Gastropoda, Architaenioglossa, Ampullariidae. Gene Ontology annotation, biological process: homophilic cell-cell adhesion.
GAGGCCAAUCGCUGAGAGGGGUCAACUUGCGCUCCGCAGCAUUGUAUGCCAAUGGCUGACACAAGGCAGGGAGCGAAAGUUCCGUUGCUAGAAUCAUGUGAAAAUAUACACAUCAACAUCAAUUUCAUUUGGAUUAUGCACUGACCACAAAAAAGCCAAGAUGCCUCUAGGAGCUGGGGCUAUCCUCAAGGGGCCGACCUGGCUGUUCUGGAUGAUACCAUUUGCAUGCUUCUCCAGUGUGCAAACCCAGAUGCAGCUCCCAACCAACCAGGAAAAUUUUAGAUUCACUUACCAGAUGUACAAUGGAACUAUUCCAGAAAAUGCCUUGGGGAAGGUCUAUAUCAAAACUUCAGACAAGAUGGGUAUCUUUUUACACAAUCCAUCAUCAGUCAGUGUGGAGUUCACAAUUAUAGAAGGUGAUAAGAAUGGCAUCUUUCAUGCAGAAAGCACACAAGAAGAAGAUUUUUGUUUUUUGAGAGUUCGCACAAAAACUGGUGGUUACUGGAGGCUGAAUCGUGAGCAUAAGCAUGAAUAUCUUCUCAGGAUUAAAGCCAUUGGCAGUUAUGUUACUGGCACAACCUUGGAAACAUAUGCUGUCCUGAAUGUCACUGUCCUGGAUCAGAAUGAGUUCAGCCCCCUUUUCCCUUCAAAUCCUUUCAGUGUCAGCAUUCCAGAAGACACUGCCCUGUACUCAAGCAUAGCUGUAGUGAAGGCUUCUGAUGCAGAUGUUGGCAUAAAUGGUGAGAUCUACUACAGUUUAGUUGAACCAAGUCUGAUGUUUGCUAUUCAUCCAACAAGUGGUGUUGUCUCUCUCAUGAGGCCCCUCUCUCCUGGAACAAGAAGUUAUGAACUUGAAAUUCAUGCUGAGGAUCGAGGUCUAGUGUCUGGUGAUCGAGUGGUGUCUCCUUUGAGUAAUACAAAGUUGAGGAUCAGUGUUACACUUGUGAACAAGUAUGCACCUGUUAUUACAGUUCAGAAACACCAGGCUCUUGUUGAAAAUGCAAACCUGGGAACCCUGUUUGCUGUAUUGAAGGUUACAGAUGCAGAUGAAGCCAUGAAUGGUGAGAUUGGAGAGGUGGCCAUUGUUGAUGAUGUAAGAACCUUUCGCAUUGUUCCAUCCACAGACAGUUCUGUCUUUAACAUAAUUGUUGCUGGCGAGUUGGACAGAGAGCUAAUGCCUUCAGGUUCAAAUCUGUCUGUUUUUGCUGUAGACAGGGGAUCUCCACCAAGAACAUCCACUGUGGUUAUUCCAUUUUACAUUGAAGACAUGAAUGAUAAUGCUCCAGUGUUUGUUAGGGACCUGUACAAAGCUGAAGUGUCAGAGGCAGUGCCAAUAAAAACACCAGUCAUUUUUGUGCAUGCUGACUUAGAUGAAGGAUCAAAUGCAGACAUCGUCUACAGCAUCCAGGAAGGGGAAGGAGCAUCUUUUUUCUCAAUUGACAAGCACUCUGGACUCAUAAGUACAGCUGCAGAACUGGAUGCAGAAUCUAUGAGUCAGAUCAUCUUAUCAGUGACUGCAACUGACCAGGCUAAUGCUGGCACCCAGCUGUCAUCAAAGGUGAAGGUCAUUAUUGCAGUUUCUGAUUUCAACGAUAAUGCUCCAGUCUUUGAGGUCAUUGAUACAGCUGUUUAUGUCAGUGAGAACUUACCUAAAGGUACCUUAGUUGUGAAGGUGAAGGCUACAGAUGUUGAUUCUUUAGAGAAUGGGUACAUAAGUUAUUCCAUAACAAACCCUGGUCCUGUUCCGUUUGAUAUCAACCCAUUUUCAGGAGAGAUCACAACAACACAGGUGAUGGAUUUUGAAACCAUGAAGACUAUGUACAAUCUUCGCAUCAGGGCUUCAGACUGGGGUGCACCAUUUAGACAAGAGACAGAAACUAUAGUCACUGUGAAGGUUCAGGACACUAAUGACAACAGUCCAGAAUUUGAAAAGACGCGUUGCAAAGGAUACCUGUCAAGAGAGGCAGCAGAAGGAACAGAGAUUGUUGUAUUAACAGCCAUUGACUUUGAUGCAGGAAAUAUAAUCUCUUACAGCAUUACAGAAGGCAAUGAAGAUGAGUGUUUCUCCAAUCCCUCCACUGGUUCUGUUCAGCUUGCUUGUGAUCUUCAGAGUCAUCCUAAUGAUUCACGGAUACUAACGCUAGUUGCCAGUGAUGGUGAGCACUUUUCAGUCCCUGUCACGGUGUCCUUGACCCUUGUGAAUAAUAAGCGCAGUCAGCGCCUGUCAGCAGCAGAGGUUAGUGUGUCAUGUCAAGAUACUGAUGUCACUCGCCGCUUGCAAGAACAGCUUCACUUGUCCAAAGAGAAUAACAGAGGUGAUACCACCAGUUUGGCUCUCAUGUUUCAACAAUUGCAAGUAGAAAAUGUAUAUGCCCCUCAUUUCGAAGGAAAUAUUUCACUAAAUGUCACAGUGUCUGAGGAUGUUGUUGUAGGGAGUGUCAUCUUCAACUUUUCAGCCACUGAUGAAGAUAAGGGUUGUAAUGGCCAGGUCCUGUAUGUUAUCACAAAAGGAAAUAUUGGUGAUGUCUUCAAAGUAGAUUCCUUCACUGGCAGUCUUAAAGUCAUGUCAUCGCUGGACUUUGAAACAGUGUCUGAAUACAACCUCACAAUUUUGGCCGAGGACCUUGGAAAGCCACGCAAAUCAGCAAUACAGACAAUCACAAUAUUUGUGGCAGAUGUGAAUGACAAUCAUCCUGUAUUUGAAAAAGAUCAGUACAACCAAGAAAUAUUUGAAGAUAUUAUUAUAAACUCUACUGUUAUACAGGUCAGUGCAGUAGAUAAAGAUACUGGUCGCAAUGCUAAGCUUGAGUACUCCAUUGUUUCUGGUGGCGAAGAUUUUUUCAUUGAGCCAAAUACUGGGAUUAUAAGGGUGAAGAACUACUUAGAUCGGGAGAAGCAGGCAGAAUACAUUGUUUUGGUUCAAGCAAAGGAUUUAGGACUGAAUCGCAGACAGUCAGCAACAACUUCGGUGAUAAUUGUCUUGAAAGAUGUCAAUGAUAAUUUUCCAGAAUUUGUUCCUAAAGUGGUGACAGUUCGAGUCAGAGAGGAUUUUCCUGUUGGCACUGCCAUCACAACUUUGACUGCCCAUGAUAGUGAUGAGGGUGAAAAUGGAACAGUCACCUAUAAAAUGAUUGAUGGGGCGGACAACAAGUUCUACAUUGAUGAGCUGACUGGUGUGGUGCGAAUCCUCAACAAGUUGGAUUUUGAAACAACUCAAGUUUACAACUUAAGCAUCCGAGCAGAGGAUGGUGGUCAGCAGUCUUUGGCAUCCAUGUGCUUGUUGAAUGUGGAGGUUGUGGAUGUUGAUGAGAAUCAUUAUGCUCCAGAAUUCAGCAGCUUUCUUCUGAGUGGAUCUGUUGCUGAAAAUUCACGAGUUGGAACAUAUGUCAUGACUGUGCGUGCACAAGACAAGGACACUGCUGACAAUCCUGGUGAGAAAAUUGUUUACUUCAUCCGUGAUGGAUCGGGACUUGGAAGAUUCUCCAUUGACAACAAUGGUGCCAUCCGCACGAGCCAGGUACUGGACCGCGAGACGUCAUCGCACUUCUGGCUGACGGUGUACGCCCAGGACCGCGGUCUCGUGCCGCAGUUCGCGCACGUGGAGGUCCUCAUCCGUGUCGAUGACGUCAACGACAACGUACCGCUGAGCGUGGAUCCGGCCUACUACGCGUCGGUGGUGGAGAACAGCCGCCUGAUCCAGCAGGUGGUCAAGGUAACGGCCACUGACGGCGACCGCAGCCCUCAGCAGGCUCUGCACUUUGCCAUCACCGGCGGCAACCCCCAGAACUUCUUUGAGAUCGACAGCGUGAGAGGAAUUAUCACCACCACGACUCGGACGUUGGAUAGAGAAAGACAAGACGAGCAUGCCUUAGAGGUCACCAUCUCGGACAACGGCAACCCCCCGCUGUCAAGCUCCACCCGCGUGGUCAUCAAGGUGAUGGACGAGAACGACAACCGCCCCAAGUUCGUGGACCGCGCCGGGCGCCUGACGGUGCUGGCGGAGACCAAGGGCAGCCACGACAUCCUCGUGUACCGCACGCUGGCCUACGACGUGGACGAGGGGCCCAAUGCCGAGAUCACCUACACGCUGCGGUCCACGCUGGACGACCAGUUCUUCAUCAGCAGCAGGACCGGCGAGAUCUUCUCCCGCAAGGACCUCGUCGCUGGCCAGAACUUCGACCUCACGGUGCGUGCCGCAGACCGGGGGGCCGACAACCUCAAGACGCAACAGAAGAUCGGCAUCAGCGUGGUGGCCCGCCCAGUCACCUCCCUCGCGCCCCCUCACUUCCGCCACACGGGCCUACGGGAGAGCAUCACGGAGAGCGACAAGCCGGGCCAGCUUAUCGUCCUGCUGUCAGCUGACGACGCCGACAAGGACCGCCUGUACUUCGCUAUCACAGAUGGCAACGAGGACCAGGUGUUCACGAUCCAGCCCAACCAUGGCAGCAUCCUCCUGGCUCUGCCCGUGGACUGGGAGACACGGUCCAGCUACAACCUCACGGUCUCCGUCACUGAUGGCGUGCAUUACGACUUCACUUGGGUGUAUGUGGAUGUGCUAGAUGUCAACGACAACGAGCCUGUGUUUACACACCAGCUGUACCGUGCCUCGGUACCCGAGAGCAGCUACUUGGGCCAGCACGUGGUGCGCGUGUCUGCCACAGACAAGGACAAGGACAGCCGCCUGCUGUACUCCCUGGUGGCCGCCGCCAGCACUACCAGCCUGGCCAAGUUCAAAAUGCCAGAUGAGAGCAAUGGUGUGAUAAUGGUGUCGGAACCGCUGGACCGUGAGGAAAUGUCGAGACACCUGCUGACAGUCAUGGUGCGGGACCAAGGCGUGCCGUCCAAGAAGAGUUUUGCACGCGUGGAGAUUGAAGUCCUGGAUGACAAUGAUCACGUGCCCCGCUUCCUGUCAGAGAAGUUUGAGGGUCGCAUGUUUGAGACAGCCGCGGUUGGCACGUCCGUGCUGCAGGUGGUGGCCGUCGAUCAGGACAAGGGGAGCAACUCUGAGCUGACCUACUCCAUUCUGUCUGGUAAUGCAGGCAAUACCUUCAGCAUUGAUGAUCGACUGGGCUUCAUCUCAGUGGCCAGGCCGCUGGAUCGAAUGGUACAGGCAGAGUUUAACCUGGUUGUUCAGGCAGCAGAUCAUGGCCAGCCAUCAUUGUCCAGCACAGCUGAUGUUCAUAUCAUUAUCACAGUGUCAAACAAUGCACCACCUAAAUUUUACCUGACAGAGAUGGCGACUGAGCUACAGGAAAAUAUGCCCAAGGGAACAGUGCUUCAUGCCAUACAGGCUGAAAGCCAGUCAACGGUAGUGUACACUGUUGCUGAUGGCAAUGAUUCUGGCUGUUUCUUCCUUAACCCCAACUCUGGGGUCUUGUCUACUGUCAAGGUGAUUGAUUAUGAGGAGCACCAGUUUUUCAAUCUGACCAUCCUGGCCACAAAUAUUGUGGGUGCAACUUCCACUGCCUUCAUUCUUGUCCAUAUUGGGGAUGAGAAUGACAACCGUCCUGUGUUUCAAGCCAGUACAUUCUAUGGCAACAUCACAGAGUCUGCAAAUGCUGGCUCUGUGGUUCUUGAUGCACUUGGCUCCCCCUUGGUCAUCAAAGCACAGGAUGCUGAUUCUGGAGAGAAUUCACUCUUGGAGUAUGAGAUUUUGGACCAGGAGGCCAGGCGAUAUUUUACCAUUGAUGCCAGUACUGGUGCCAUCAAGACAGCUGCUUCUCUCGACCAUGAGACGAUAGCUGUGUUUAAUUUUAGUGUCCAGGCGGAUCGAGGCACACCACAGCUGUCAGCCAGUUACCCAGUGCAGGUUAUCAUUUAUAUAACAGAUGUUAAUGAUGUGCCUCCACGCUUCACAGAAAGCACCUACCGUGCAAAGGUUCUGCUGCCCACCUACAAAGACGUGUCAGUAGUGAAGGUCCAGGCUACAGAUCCUGACACUGUAAACAAGUACCUCAUCUAUAGCAUUGCUGGUGGUAACCAAGGUGGAGUCUUUGCUAUCAACCCUCAGAGUGGUGCACUUCAUGUGGAGCAGACUGACAACUUGCUGGACAGGUAUGAACUGAAAGUUCAAGCAAGUGAUGGGCGUUUUGACACCCUGGCAAGUGUGGAAAUUGUUGUUGAAGAGUCUGCAGACAGUGGCAUCCGGUUUUCAAAGGAUUUCUACACUGCUUCUGUGAAAGAGAAUGAUAACAGUAAACAGAAUCUAGUGGUUAUUCAGCCUGUUGCAGAGUCCCUAAACCACCAGUUUGCAUUUGGUCUGCUGAACAAUCAUGACAUGUUUACAGUUGGAGAAACAUCAGGUGUUGUGCAGACCUUGGGAGUACCUUUUGAUCGAGAACAGCUUGAUAACUACACCGUAGUGGUUGAGGUGAAGGACUCCAACACCAGCAAGGUGGCACAUGUGGUGCUAGUGGUGGGUGUGGAGGACCAGAAUGACAACAGCCCUACUUUUGUCAAGCAGCCUUUCAUGAUUGUAGUGCCUGCAGAUGCGCAGCAUGGCCAGAUCAUUCAGAAGGUGACGGCUACCGAUCCUGAUCUGAAAGAAAAUGGAGAAAUCCGCUAUUUCUUGCCUCCAGAUUUAACUGACAAUGGACGUGAUGCUUUUGCUGUCAACCAGUACACAGGGGACAUUGUUGUCCGACAGUUGACAGAAGAUGACCACAACACCCACUAUGUUCUGACUGUAGUGGCAGUUGAUAGAGGUACCCCCCCAAUGUCAACACCUGUCCAGAUACCUAUUCAUGUGGUGGAUAGUUCUAGUCCUGUGUUUCCAGACCAGCAGACAGAAGUGAGAAUCCCUGAGAACAUGGCUAUGCAUUCCCCUGUUCUAAGUAUUCAGGCUGUCAGUCCUAAGGGCCAGAAGCUAAUCUACUCAAUCUUUGAUGGUGACAAAUAUGGAGACUUUGCAGUAGACUUUAACACAGGCCUGAUCUCUGUUGUUGGACAGCUAGAUUAUGAGAGUCAACCUAGGUAUGAGCUGGUUAUCCGAGCCAGUGAUGUCAACUCAGCCAGUUACACCGACACACGUGUCUAUAUCUACCUUGAGGAUGUAAAUGACAACCCUCCAGUAUUUGAGAGCCUGCGCUACACAGCUACAGUGUCCGAAGUAGCACGGGUAGGGACCUCGGUCUUACAGGUGUCUGCCGAUGAUGCUGAUAGCAGUGCAAAUAGCUUGUUGCACUACAGCCUGUCACCAGUGUCACCAGACAGUCAGGAUGCACAGUUUUUCUACAUCAACGCUGAGACUGGUGCCAUUUUCUUACUCAGGCCCCUGGAUCAUGAGCAGCAGGCUGAGUUCCGGUUUUUAGCAGUAGCUACUGAUAGUGGCAUGCCUGCCAGAAGCUCAUCUGCCUUAGUUCACAUCGUAGUCCUCGACAUCAAUGACAAUCCUCCAGUCUUCCUCCAACCCUCCUUCAGCUGCUACAUCACAGACCAAGCCCAGCGCCGACAGCUGGUCACCAAGGUGAUGGCUGAGGAUGCCGAUGACUCAGAUAAGGGCAGACUGUCAUAUUCAAUUAUAGGUGGAAACGAAAAGCAAGCAUUCACCAUAAAUUCUACUUCUGGAUUGAUAACAGUAUCUGAACAACGCAAGCCUGACUUCAGCCCAGCAUAUGUGCUGAGUGUUUCUGUGAGCGAUGGAUUCUAUACUAGUUUUGCUCGAGUGUCUAUCACAGUUCGAAACACAAACAAGCACACUCCAAGAUUUUCAGAAGAGACAUACUAUGUAGAAGUGUCAGAAAUGCACCCAAAAGGGAAAACUGUGAUAGCUUUAUCAGCUAUGGAUAAUGAUCGAGGAAACUAUGGCAUGCUGACCUACACUCUUCCAAGUCAGCACAUGGCAGACAUCUUCAGCAUUGAUGCUGACACAGGUGAAAUCACAACACUUCAGAUUUUAGACCGAGAAAAGACCAGUGGAUAUGAAAUGACUGUAGCUGCAACAGACAAUGGAGGCAGGAUGGGCUUUGCUACUUUACAGAUUGUUGUGAAAGAUGAAAAUGACAACAUGCCACAUUUUCUUAUGGAAGAAUACCGUUCCAACAUUCAUUUCAAUGCCACCAUUGGCACAUCCAUCAUACAGGUGAGAGCAGUUGAUGCAGAUUUAGAUGAGAAUGGCCGUGUACGAUAUGUGAUUCAUGCGGGUGAUGAUACAAGCAUCAACCAGCUCUUUACCAUUGACCCAGACAGUGGAGUCAUUUCAGUGCAAGCAAGUCUCUUAUUUGCAGAAGGGAAAAUGUUCCAGUUUUUUGUACGAGCACGUGAUCAAGGUGUUCCUUCUUUGGAGAAUCAUGUCCCUGUUGAGAUCCUGGUCAUGGGAGCUGAAGCAUUUCCUCCUCAUUUUACAAGCAACCAGCGCUCUUACUUUCUUCAGGAGGAUGAGCCUGCUGGAGGCAUUAUUGCUACUCUGCGUGCCCAGAGCACCCGACCUGUCUCCUACUCCAUCGUGCCUGGAAUGACCAACAGCAGCAAUAGGUACCAGAUGUUCUCUAUUGAUGAUUUUGGACAGAUCCGGAUCCUGCGGCCUUUAGACCAUGAGACAACACCAGCAUACACACUGUCUCUUCGAGCCCAGACACAGACCUCACCACCUUUGGUUGCACACAUGGAGCUACUGAUUCAGGUGCGGGACAUUAAUGACAACCACCCAGAGUUUGAAUCCAGUCCGUAUACAGCUACAGUGGUUGAGAAUGCUGAAGUUGGAACCAGCAUCAUCCAGGUAAGAGCACGAGAUGAGGACCUCCCUAGACAGUUGGAAUACAUUUUUGGAGAUGGCAUGGAGGAGCUAGCCAACAUUUUCACUGUGGAUUCCAAGACUGGCUGGAUCAGUCUUUUAACCAAGUUAGACCGUGAAGCACAGGAGGAGUAUGUCUUGAAGAUCAUUGUUGUGGACUCGGAUGAUGCAAAUAGAAUCAAUGGUCAUGGUGUGCAGCUGAGUGCAACAACCAGUGUUGUUAUCACUGUCACAGACUACAAUGACAAUAGUCCUACAUUUGAUAAGCCUGUCUUUGUCACAGCUGUCAAUGAGGGGGCUCUUCCUGGAACAGUUUUGCUGAAGGUGACUUCAACUGACCGUGAUAUUGGUCCCAAUGCUGAUGCAGCAUAUCACAUAGUUGGUGGCGACCCUUUUGGUCAGUUUCAGAUACAUUCCACAGGCGAACUGUUUGUCAGUAAACCACUGGAUCGAGAGAGUCAAGGGAAUUAUAAGCUGUCACUUGCAGCCACUGAUGGAGGGUUUGUUGGAUACACUGAAGUUUUGGUCACCAUACUGGAUGACAACGACAAUGCUCCCGUCUGUGAACAGUCUUUUAUCCAGAUUAUUGAAAAGGAAGACUUGCCACCUGGAAAGCCAAUUGGCCACAUCAAAGCAUCUGACAAAGAUGAAGUAGGCACAGCCAAUGCAGCCAUAAGGUUCACAUUAGAUGGCGAGGCUGAUAGGUUUAUGCUUGACAGAGAUUCAGGUGUCCUGCGAACAUCCAUAGCUUUAGAUCGUGAAACAAAGACAGAUUACACCCUGGUAGCUACAGCAAGAGAUGGUGGUGGCCUGUCGUGCACCACAGAUAUUCAGAUUUUCUUGCAGGAUGUCAAUGACAACCCACCAACAUUCACAAGCAAUUUCCAGGACACUCUGACCAUUCAAGAAGAUGCAAGGGUCAACACAUUACUUACCAGAGUGACUACUGUAGACAGGGAUGCAGGUAUCAACCGCAACACCCAGUACCGCCUGGAGUCAGCAGGCCUAAGUGUGUUCAGCAUAGAUCCCAAAAGUGGAAUUAUCAGCCUUGUUAGACCACUAGACCGUGAACAGAAUCCUGAAUACAACAUUACAGUCAUUGCCUACAAUGAGAUUUCACCAGAGUUAUCUGCAACUUCUGUUUUGCGUGUGGUGAUUCUGGAUGUCAAUGACAACCCACCCACAUUUGAACGCACCAGCUACUAUGCAUCCAUCAGCGAGGCAGCAACAGUAGGGACUGAGGUAGUUCGUGUCUGGGCAACAAGUCUAGAUAUUGGUGCUAAUGCUGCAAUCACAUACUCAAUUGCUGCUGGCAAUCAGCAAGGAAAAUUCAGCAUUGGAGCAGACAAUGGUAUCUUAAAGGUUGCGGAACCUCUGGACCACGAGCUAGCACGAGAAUACUUUUUAACCAUUUUGGCACGUGACCAUGGUUCACCUCCACUCAGCAACACAGCCAUCAUCAGUAUCAACAUCACUGAUGUCAAUGAUAAUCCUCCCCGCUUUAGUCAGGAUGCUUACUCCACUGUGGUCAAUGAGAUGAUUGCAGAAGGAACAGAGGUGUUCAAAGUGAUGGCAACUGAUGCAGAUAGCCAUGCUAACUCCAUCAUCACCUAUAGCAUAAUUGAUGGAAACCCCACAGGCAAUUUUGUGAUUGGUCCAAAGGAUGGCAUCAUUCAGAUCUCAUUGCCCCUCGACAGAGAAAAGAUCAAUCGCCACACACUAGUUAUCCAGGCAAGGGACUCAGGCCAGCCCAUGUUGUAUACUACUGCAGUGAUUAACAUAGCAGUGGAAGAUGCUAAUGACAAUCCACCUCGUUUCCAAAAUGAAACCUACGCUGCUCAGGUCCAGGAAGGACGCCGCACUGGCAUUCAGAUUCUCAGGUUUACUGUCACUGAUUCUGACACAGAAAAUAAUGGACCACCAUUCUCGUUUGACAUCAUUUCUGGUAAUGGUGAUGGAGCAUUUCACGUGGAUAACAAUGGGGUGCUGUCUACUUCAGGCAAACUAUCCAAAAAUGUCAGAGAAAAUUAUGAGUUGAUAGUGCGAGUGUUUGACAGCGGAACACCACCACUCCAUUCAGAUAGCCAGGUUUCCAUUCGUGUCGUUGAUGACAGUCUGUGGCCGCCUGAGGUUCGAAACUUGUCCAUCCACAUUAGUUCCUGCAUGGACUUUUUUCCUGGUGGUGUUAUUGGCCAGAUUGAGGCACGUGACCGUGACCCGUAUGACUCCUUGUCAUUCAAUAUCAUGUCACUCAAUAGACACUUGUUUGAUGUGCACCGUGACGAUGGUCGCCUUAUUGCCUUGACGGGACUUGAUGAAGGAGAGUACCUGGUGAACAUAAGUGUCACAGACCAGAAGUUUACUCGAUUUGGACAGGUUCUGGUUACAGUAGUGUGUAUGUCUAAAGAAAUUGUUGACAAUGCAAUCACUAUCCAGUUCGCUAACAUGAUCCCAGAGCAGUUCUAUGCUAGUUACAAGAAGGAGUUUCAGCUGUUCCUCAAACAAAAACUCAGCGUACGUCUAAACGAUGUUGAAAUAAUAAAUGUUCAACCAUCUGCUGAGACCAUCCACACCAGUAACAGCAACAGACCUCCACGUAGUGCUCCUGAAAAUGACCUAGAUGUUCUCUUUGCUGUUCGAAAAUCUCCAGAUCGCUUUUUCAAUAGGAAAUCACUGAAAAGAAGAAUUCAAAAACUGGUUGAAGAAAUAGAAUCCAGCUUGGCAGUGCACGUGCUACGUGUGUUUAGUGAUGUAUGCACACGUGUGACUUGUGAGUCAGGGACAUGUGUGGGAAGCGUUGUCUUUGAUGACAGCACCCUUGUGCCAGUAGUGGUGAAUGGUGAAAGCUUUGUUUCUGCACGCCAUUACUACACUCACCAGUGUGUUUGCCUUGGAGUGGAAGAUUGCCAGGCAGCACCUUGUGGGGAAUCAUUUUGUCAGUCAUUCGAAGUCUGUGGAAAAGAUGUGUUUGGGGAUCCAGAAUGUCAGUGCCCUGAGGGUCGCAAUGGGCCACAGUGUCAGAAUGUAAUCUCUCUGUGCUCAGGCAACAAGUGUGCAGUUGAGAGACCUCUGACAUUCUCUGGCAAAAGCUAUGCCAAGUGGAUUCUGGGAUAUCCAACCCAUAAGCGCAUGGCCUUGUCCUUGCGAAUUCGGACUCGCCAGUCAACGUCUGUCUUGAUGUAUGCCAAAGGACAAGUGGACUAUAGCAUUUUAAGUAUUGAAGAUGGGAAUCUUGUCUACCGAUUCAAUUGUGGCAGUGGAGAAGGUCAGGUCUGGGUCCCCGUUGACCUCAGUGAUGGUCAGUGGCACAGUAUUUCUGUGGAUCGCAUUGGGCGUCAGGCAGAAGUCAUCUUAGAUGGUGCCUACACAGCCAUGGGACAGGCACCAGGUGUUCAUGACAGCCUGAACUUGGAUUUGGAAGAGGUGUACUUUGGUGCCAAAGUUGAUGUUUUGUACAAAGGUUAUCAUAACAUCAGCAAAGGGUUUGAAGGCUGCAUGGAGGAUAUAAGAAUGUUCAACGUACCAUUGCCAUUCACUGGAAGCAAUGACAUUGCUCACUCUCAAGAAUUUCAGGUUGUGGAGUUCCACUGCAAGGACAGUGGACCUAAAGUUAUGCCUCCCUUAGACAAUGCAUGCAGCAGCUCCCCAUGUUUGAACGGGGGCAUGUGUCAGCUGACGGGCUUCAACUAUAUUUGUGUGUGUCGUGGACGGUACAAAGGCAACAAGUGUGAAAUCGACCCUGACCCUUGCGAAGACAGUCCAUGUCAAAAUCAGGGUCAGUGCAGGGUUGAUGGAGAAGCACCAAAUGCAUUUACCUGCCGUUGCCCUGGUGACCUCUUGGGAAUGCGCUGUACAUAUGGACUGAAGUGUCACCCUAACUCUUGCCAACACGGGGGUACCUGCAUUGAAGGCCCCACAUCAGCCCUCUGUCAUUGUGCACCUGGCUUUGCAGGUCUCUACUGUGACAAGUCUGUGGAUGUAUGUGAAUCAGCACCUUGUCAGAACAUGGGCACCUGUCAAGCUAUGGGUGAGGGAACAUUCCAGUGUAACUGUCUCAGUGGUUUUUCUGGCUCAUCAUGUGAAAACCUCACUAGCACCGGUAAUGUCCAGCUGUACUGUAUAAUUGCUGGUGGCACUGCAGGCUUUGUGGUUCUUGUGGCAUUGUUUGUGGGAUGGAGAUGCUGGAGGAGGCGGAAGCGAGCUCGUCGACGUUCCCGAGUCAAUCGCAACAUUGCUGACAGUGGCAAUGAAAUGUUACUCAGUGGUCUGGCCAAAGAUCCACCAGAGUUGAAACGCAAAGUCAGCAACCCAGACCUUAGUGUUCCUGUCCACAACAUUCCUUCCCAGCCACCCCCAGUGCCAAAUCGACCUGCAUCCUACACUCCCAGCACACAUGACUCCCUCAAUAUGCUCAACAAUCUGGACUCAGUUCGGAACUAUGGGAGUGCCGCUGAUGAACUUCAGGUCACUGGCCUCCGUCACCACAUUCCAGACUUCACAGAAUACCUCCAGUCUUGUGCAUCAACAUCAGCCCAACAGCCUCGCAGUUCCAACACCUUGGUGGUACCUGUAUUCUCCUGUCCACCCCUGUCUGUUCCUGGCUCAGACACAGAAUCCAUCCAGAAGGCACCUUGGGAGUUUGAAUAUCCCAACAUACUGGGCAACUAUGAAGCUGAAGACAAGAAGCAUCAUGAUAACAUGGCUAAACGAAUGCCUGGACUCAACUCCCCACUCAACUCCCCAACUAUCAGCAUGCGACUCCUUGGACGCCAAGCAGCAGGUGGUCCUGAUGCUAUAUCAAUCAGCAGUCUUCCAGUCUCUGAGUCUGAAGAUGAUUUAAAUGAGGUAUGGGUGUGUAGGCCGAUGACAGAUAACAAUUUGUCACAGCCUCACCCAGAGUUUCGUUCCACCUGGCAACAUGUGCCAAAAGGCUUCAGCUUGGUGCAUUGGUCCCCUCUUGUUCACCAUUGGGACCAGGGCUAUCACUGGGAUACUUCAGACUGGGCACCUCGACCCUCACUGCCUAACAUCAGUGAGAUUCCUGCAAACGAGGUGGCUGAUUCAUCAUCAGGAUCAUCACCACCAAGUUUUGAUUCAAACGACAGAGUUCCUGCAGCAGCAGCGGCAGCUGCAGCCAGCCUGCAAGCUUUGGUUAAAAGUAUACCGCCUGCUCCAGAACCAGAUUACAUGGAAGACUCAGAGUAUGUUGGAGAUUCUGAAUACGCCGAAAAUGAGUUUGACAUCGAAGAUAGGGAUGACAUGCCACCUAGUUAUGCAGAACUACCGAGCUAUGAGCAGCUGCUCUCAUUACGAGAUCUGAAUGAGAGUUAUGAACUCCCACAGAGCAUGAAUGUGCACCCAAAUGAAUACUUACCCGAUUAUAACUACCACCCACAGUAUGAUCAGGACAGUCUCCAGGGAGAUGGCAUUCUAACAGAAGAAGACAAUGGCAAUGUCAGUGAUGAGCAAAAUGCUGAUGCUGAUGUUGCAGUGGCACAAACCGUGGCAGAAAGAACAGCACGCAGGCAGCCCCCUGGACGUGUCUUCAUCUCACCAGACUACGUGACUAGCGGGGAGUACACCACAGACUUGGAACCAGCCUCACGUACAUCAUUCAUUGAUGACAUGAGCAUGAGCGUGGGUGGCUACACAUCAAAUGCUUCAUGUUCAGACAUUUCUGGGUUGUGUGAGAUAGAAGACAGUGAAAUCAAUGCAAGUGAUGAUGAGUCUGGUGAUGAUGACGAUGAACAUUCCCCUUGCCUUCCAUCUUACUUGCAUACCCAGGUGUGAGCCAGCAAGGCUUUCUGUACAUUGCAUCCAGGGCAGUGUGUACAAGCCCAUUCUACAGUUCUGCAUCUUUGUCCAUGCGAAAUAUAUUGGAAGUGAUCUGUUCUCCAUGUGAUCAUCACAUGCUCCAAAUGUUUCUGUUAUGGGAUGCUCAAAGAAGAAAACCCAUUGUGAAAUGUCUUCUGAAAGGGAGGUGGCAGAACUAAGAACACAAUUGUUGCAUCAAGGCAUCAUUUAACCAGUCUCUUCUUGUGCAUUGUCGUGGUGUGCAAGGCCAAUCAACAUGUUGGGCAGUGUCUUCAUAUAUAAGACUGGUGACCAGACGCUGGAUGAUGUCUGCGUGUUCAUUUUUAGACACAUGGCAGAACAUUUUUAUGGUUUUCUGCCUUGUUUGACACUGGAAAAUCAAAAAGAUUGAUCUACUGUUAAUGAUCCUUUGAGUAGCACCUGCAAGAAAAGUAUCUGAAAAAUCACUGGGAAUCAAGAUGUGACUUGUUCUUGGCUUAACAGAGUGUCAUGUUUAUUCAGACAACAAACGUCUCUCAACUUCAUUUGUUGCAAACAACAGUGUACAGUAACAGAUGGCUUCAUCAGAGAAGGUUUUUUUUGCAUAGAUAUUAUAGAUAAUGUGAAGAAAAACCAGAAGAUGCACAUCCUAGUACUAGAAGCUUUCACACUGUUAGUAUAACAAGUUGUUUUGAAGACAAGCUAAAGAGAACUCAAGAGAUAAGUCUUGGGACAGUUUUCACCCCAGGACUGGAUCAUAAGUUUUGUUCUUGUCCAUUUCCCACUGUUGUGAAAUAUGGGCUUUCUGUAUGCUUCCCUACUCCCCAUCCAACAAACUAAAUUGAUUGUUGAAAUUAUCUUGCCAGAGAGAUUGUGUCUGUAGUGAUACAAGCAAAGAUAUGUGAAGAGACAGCACUUUCAACAGAGCACUUUGUACAACAGAAAAAAAGAACAUAAAAUCAGUUAGGGCAUGCUUGUGCAAGAGAAAAUCUGAGACUGGCCUAUGGCGGUAAAAGUAGUUGGUAGCAUAUGAUGUGAGACCACAUAUGCUUAUUAUUUGGAAGUGGAAGAACUUACAUUUUCAAAAAUUGGUUGUCUUACAAGCUUUAUUUUUUCCAUAGCAGCAUAACUUGUGCAGUGGAUGUAAACUUCAUGAAGAUCUCAGCUUUAAGUGGACUUUUAGACAUGACAUUUUUAUGAGAACUAGGCAACUGGUUAUGGUUGUGUACAAAGUAUAAAUUUUACACAAGAUUUUGCACAAGAAAGAUUCUGUUACUGUUUAUGGUGGGUGUGGAUGGAAGGGACUAGGUAGUACAUCAUAGAACAGAGUAUAUGAAUACAGGAAUAGGCUUUUUCUGGCAUGUUUGAAUUCAUUACAGAAAGAUUGAAAACUAUGAAUAGCAGCUCUGAUUGCUGAAAAUUUUUAACUUCAAAUAUUUGUUAUUGAUUGCCUACCCAUUCUCUACCCUUUUUUUUUUUUGCUGGCUGUAUAAGUUUUAUACAGCAAAGAAAUGGUACAUACCAGCUAGUAAAUUGGUUAAAGAGCUUUUUGGGUUUUUUUUGUUUUGUUUGUUUUGUUUUAAACUUGAAUACAAGAGGAAAAGGCCUGAAUUGUUACCCUUGUAUAUUCAUGAAACAAAGAAGCAGUGGUGUACUUGUGAAAGAAUUCCGUAAUGUAAACCAUCUUCAGUUUUAGUGUCACUUUCCGUGAAUGGUUGAUUUCUCAGGUGAAGAAAGUGCUUUCAUUUGAAUAUGAUCUGUUGAUUAAACCUCAUUCAGUAAUGCAUUGGUACUGACUUGCAGUGGAUUGUUAAAAGUCAGGUUUUUUUUAAAUUGGCUGACUGCAGUGACCAAAACCAAGUGGCUUUAGCCUGUCGAGUUAUGUGAAUCUUUUUCUAAAAAUAUGCGAUAAUAUUUACAGGAAACUCAAUAGUUUUAAGAAUUGACUCAAAUGUCAGCUUUUUGGGUGCAAUUUUUUUCUGAGUAGGUAAAAUUCCAUGCAGUGUAGUGUUUCCUUAAACCUGUGUGUAUUCAACCUUGUCUGUUCGCAAGAUUGACACCUACCAACAUGACAGUGCCCAAAAAGAGUUCAAAAUCAGUGUUGCAAUUAACAUAUAUUCCCAGCUUAUCCGUUGAUUAUGGCUUUCACGCCAUAACCAUUUCCGUACUGUCUUGACAUAUUUAAAAUUGAUCUUAUUCUGUGCAUGGUGAUAUUUGUAGGUGUGUAUUGCAAGAGCAGUGGGGGGUUCACCCAGAUUUGAGGAAACUAUCAUGUAUAGAGCUUUGGGGAAAUAGUGUCUUGCUUUGAGCUUUACCCAAUUAUUAAGGAAAAUAUUAUGCACCCCACUAAUCCUUUAAUCAGCAACAUAUCCUUCAGAAGGCUUCCUAGAGAAUAAAAGUUGAUUACUUUUACCACCAAAUUCAUUCUGUUAGCUGAAAGGAAAAUUCAUUUUGAAAUAAAUGUACAAGCAUAAUUUGAUAUGUUAGAUGUCAGUAGAAGCGUGGCAGACUACUCAACCUUGUUCAAAUUUGUGAAUACAAUAUUUUCCUCGAUAUGUGUGAUCUGAUUUUAGAUCAUAUGUCAAAUAUAAAAUAAUAGCGAGUCUUUAAUUUUUACACCAUUAGGAAUAUUAAAGAUUUAUUUAACAUUAAAUGUCACAAUUGGGAUUGAGUCAUUAAAGUCAGCCUUCAGUACAACUAUUUUUAAUGUGUCUCAGCAUAUUUUUGCCAUGUCUUUCUUCAUUGUUUCUGUUGACAGUCUACUCAUGUAUGCUGCUUCUGAUGAUAAUUUUCUGUUUUACUUGGCUUUGUUGAGAGCCAUAAAUAAAUGUGUGAGUCCCUUUUUGAAAUAAUUUUUUUAUUUUAAAAUGUUUUUGUUCAUGAAUAGGUUGUGGACAGAAAAUGUAUGUAGGGACUUUUAGUAAUGGAUGGUGGGUAAAGUGUGUGGGACAAGGAGGCAUGGGUGUGUGUGUGUUUACAUGUAUGUUUGUGGGUGUGUACACACAUGUAUAUAUAUGCAUGUACUUUGGGAAGAUGAAACUGAAAUUAGUUUCGAUUCAGGACAAGAGCAUUUGUAUUUAUUGGUCAAACAUUUUAGUUGGUUGGCUUUUUAAAGCACUGUCAGUAGCAGUGUGUAUAGAAUCAACAUCAGAAAAGAGAUGGCUUGAGUUAAUUCCACUCGCUGGCACAUAUUUAAUUUGUUACACUUGUAUGACUACAUCAUGUUUUGGAUCUAAGCUGCUACUCCAGCUGGUAGAAAGCCUUGGAUCGGAAGACCUGCUGCAUUUGGUCAUAUUUGUUCUUACAGGAUAGAAUAAGAUAAGCAUUGCUUUUCCUGAUUAACCUAAACACUAUUUUGACUUCUUUGCCUUCCCAGAUUCCCUUAUUAUCAGAUUGAUUAAAAUGGUGGUAUUAGCAAUCAUAAUGAUCUGGGCUCAUGUUCCUGCAACGUGAUUUCUUGAUCUCGGUUUUACUUACCAUCCAACAUUUUUUGAGAAUUGGUUGUGACAAGUCUAUUGUACUUAUCUAUGUUUGUGAUAAAAAAAAAAAAAGCCUUUUGAAUGUUUUGAAUGAUUAUAUGCCAUAUUUUUUAUUUUUGCUCAGGAUUUGGACUUUCCAUUUUUCAGUAGAAAAGUGUUAUAUAUAUAUAGAAAGAGAGACUUAUAGCACAAACAUACAAAUUUUGAAGCCAGCACACUUGAAUAUAAUGAAAAUAUAUUUUUUAAAACAAUGCAUCUGAAGUUUGAUCUAAGUGACAUUAUUUGUAAAUGAAAAGAUAGCAGAAAGAGAAAACAUAAAGUCCUAGUCAUUUAAUUUAAUGCUGUUCAAACAAAUUGUUGAAUUUAAACUUUUCCCCAAUGAUUGUAGCUGUGUACAGCACAUAGUUCUCAACUUUUCUUAGCACAGGUGCAACAUGCUGUUUCAAGAAUUUGUGCCAGAUCAAGGUAUAUGAAGCAGGCCAACAGCAUGUGCACUUAAAAAUGUGACGGUCAUCUCAGAUUACAUAUAAUGUCUUAAAGGUCAUGUAGUUCUUGGCUGUGAAGGAAGUACAGCUUUCUUGAAAGUGUCUUUGUAAAAUUCCCCACAUAGCUGUUGGCUGUCUUCUCCAGAAAAUAAAAAAGUUAAAUAUUAUGGUGUCUUUGGGGAGCAGAUUUGUUUAUAUUUGAAGCACAGAAUUGCAGUGUUUCUAUUUGAAAAGAUCAUAAAGAGUACAUAAGGGUGAUCAAGACAGUUUGUCAAAGUAUUGUCGAUUUAGUGAUCACUUUGAGUAGGUUCCAAGCAUGGGUGGUGUGAAAGUGUGGGUGUUGACAGUUUUUAGCUGUAUUAUGAUAUCUGUAAAUAAUCAUGCAUUGGUACACUGAAUGGAGAAGUGAUUUGUGUCAAAGGAGAAAAGGCAUUUAAAAUCUAGCUCAUUGUGGACUGUCCCAGUAAAAUAAAUUACGGUUGGUGCAUUCAUACUUUGAUAUUGUGAUUAAAUUCCUUGAAGUCUA